This is a messenger RNA of Neopelma chrysocephalum (saffron-crested tyrant-manakin), 431 nucleotides long. RefSeq names its product glutamine-rich protein 2-like. NCBI's taxonomy places the organism in Eukaryota, Metazoa, Chordata, Aves, Passeriformes, Pipridae. Bases 21 to 371 code for a protein of 116 amino acids. The transcript has 3 exons. The record is from RefSeq and is a predicted model, not a curated record.
GAUGCUUUCUGUGUUGAAAGAUGCUGUUCCAGUCCUUGGAGAGACUGAAGAAGGAGAAGACAGCUGAGGAGAUCAUGGUGACAGUAAUGGACAUGAAAUCUGCCUUGGGCAGCAAAGUCAGUUGCACCCAGUUUGAGGCAAACAUGGAGCGGCUGGAUCAGAGGCUGCGGAAGAUGCAGAGCCUGGUGUUGGGACAGAAUCAGCACUGGAACGAGCUGCAGGAGAAGCUCAGCAACAGGAUAGAAAACAAGCUGGAUCGUCAAGAGCUGAAAGCUUUCCAUGAGCAGAUGGAGGAGACCUGGCAAAAGAACAUCAAGGAACUUGAGACCAAGAUGGCAGAGAGUGACAGCGCUGCUGGACUGAGGAAGUGAGUGGGAUGGGCAUGGCAACGGCUUUGGGGACAGCGAUGGUGCUGUUCCCUCCAGCUGUCC